CUUUUUAGCUUUUGUCGCGGCAAUGGCCACCUCUGACAGUGAACCAGCUAGUCUACCUGAAGAACCAGCUAGUCUACCUGAUGAACCAGCUUGUUUACCUGAUGAACCAGCUUGUUUACCUGAAGAACCAGCUAGUCUACCUGAAGAACCAGCUAGCGCACCUGACCAACCAGCCGAUGAGGUUGGAUUCGAUUGUGAGUUCACAGAGCUACCUCCUAAAGCUGUACAACACGAAUGUCCCAUUUGUUUGCAAACAUUGAAGGAGCCAUAUCAAGCUACUUGCUGUGGAUACAGCUUCUGUAACUUCUGCAUCGACAAAGUGAAAGCAACUAACAAGCCGUGCCCAACUUGCAAUGCUGAGAAUUUUGAUAUAUUCUCGAACAAAGGUCUUAAGCGCUCUUUGUACGAGUUUAAAGUCAACUGCUCUCAUAAGAAGGAGGGUUGUGAUUGGGUAGGUGAGCUAGGUGACCUGACAAACCAUCUGAAUACUGAGUCUGAAGUUGGCUGCAAGUUUGCUUGGAUUAAGUGUCGUCAUUGCGUACGGUUUUUGCGGCGGUUGAAUAUCACGCUUCAUCAGAACAGCUACUGCAGUCAACGCCCACUCACUUGCGAGCAUUGCAGUGAAUACAACUCCACUUUUGAAGAUGUGACUAACAACCACUUUCCCCUUUGCUCUAAAGUUGUUGUUUCUUGCCCCAGGCAAUGUGGGGUAACUACUGAAAGACGCAACCUUGAACAGCACGAAGGCGAUUGUCCUCUAGCACUUGUACAGUGUGAGUUCUCGAUGUUUGGUUGCCAGGUUAAAAUGCCUCGCCAAGAAAUACCAGCGCACGUUCAAACUAACGUCACACAGCACAUGUCAAUGCUUGUUGCUAGUCAUGCUAAGCUGACCCUAGAGCACGCUAAUCUGAAGCUUGAAAUUGAGCAAAUGAAGCAAGACCAAACGAUGCUUCUAAGUACGUCGGCUUUUUGUGCGCCUGUUCGUGUCACAAUGAACAAUUUCUCGCAACUAAAGAGUAAUGAUACGAUUUGGGAGUCUCCUCCUUUUUAUAGCCGACCUCAGGGCUACAAACUGAGCAUAAAGGUUUACCCAAACGGUGGUGGUGGUAAAUUCAGGGGAAAAGGUGUCGCUACAGUUUUCUGCCUAAAAAAAGGAGAAUAUGAUGAAAUGCUCCCAUUCCCAGUUACCAUGGCUGUGAAAAUAGGUGCUGUAACGAAUGAAGGACUUGUAAGUCACAAAGGGACAUUAGAUAUUGACCAUGCUCGUAGAGUGCAGUGGGACUUUCAGAGUUGUAAAUCACCUUUCAUUUUGAGAUCAAUUGAAAAUCUUUGGCUAGGGGAUUAUAUUAGAGAGGACGAUUCUAUUCAGUUUCAAAUUUCUAAAGUAACUAUUACAACUUAAUUACUUGUCAUUAUCUUUUUAUUGUAUGUAUAAUA
Halichondria panicea is the source of this 1437-nucleotide messenger RNA. RefSeq names its product TNF receptor-associated factor 4-like. NCBI's taxonomy places the organism in Eukaryota, Metazoa, Porifera, Demospongiae, Suberitida, Halichondriidae. Gene Ontology annotation, molecular function: zinc ion binding; protein binding. The transcript has a single exon. The record is from RefSeq and is a predicted model, not a curated record. Bases 23 to 1402 code for a protein of 459 amino acids.